Molecule: messenger RNA, 1923 nt
Organism: Bufo gargarizans (Asiatic toad)
Lineage: Eukaryota; Metazoa; Chordata; Amphibia; Anura; Bufonidae
Gene: B3GNT3
Product: UDP-GlcNAc:betaGal beta-1,3-N-acetylglucosaminyltransferase 3
Exons: 3
Coding region: 405-1562 (385 amino acids)
Cellular component (GO): membrane
Molecular function (GO): hexosyltransferase activity
Source: RefSeq, a predicted model, not a curated record
GAGUCCAGGCUGCUCAGCCUUCCGCUAUCUGGGGCGGGACUGAAGCAGGAUCGGGGCCCCGGGCAAUUGCCCAUAGGAACCCAGGGACCCCCAAACGAAGGAAGAAGACGACCACCUGCUAAACUACAGGCAUGCCUCUAUAGAACGAGCUGCGACGCUGGGGCAAAGGUGAGCCCUCAUUUUGCAGCUUAAAACACGCUCUCCUCCCUCCAGCGCCUUCCUGCUCGCACACUCCUCCCCGUCCCCGAGACUUCUCUAAGGUACCUGCCAAAGGCUCCUUGUGAGCUUCUUAAAGGGGUUUUCCACCUUUUUGAUAUUUAAGACCUGGACAGGUCUUCAAUAUCGGAUCAGCAGUUUAAGGAAGCCACUGGAGCUGGAAACAAAAAUCAAAAAAGAGUGUCACUAUGAGGCUAUCGUUUAUUAAGCUGGAGAGAGUUCUCCUUCUAGGUGUGGGUUUUGCUGGACUUCUAUUUAUCAUGUAUCAAGGUGAAGAUGGAGAUGAACCACUAACUUUGAACAAAAAGGAACAUAAGCCUGUCAUUCCAUCCCACCUUACUGUUGCUCCGACUGUGAUAAAAAAACUUGUGUGGCUCCCACAAUGCCAGGAGAACAAAACCAUGGAAAGUAUUGAAGGUUUUUUAAAUCUACCAGCACAUAUUCAGGAUUUCCUGCGGUAUAGGCAUUGCAGGAGCUUUCCCCAGAUCCUUAAUUCGCCAAAGAAGUGUGGAGGUGCAGCAGCGUCAAAAGAUAUCUUCCUUCUACUUGCCAUAAAAUCUUCUCCAGAUAACUACGAAAGAAGAGCUAUAAUUCGUCAGACAUGGGGGGAGGAAACUAGUUAUGGCGGUGCUCAUGUGAGAAGAAUUUUUGUCUCUGGAACUUCAAAAAAUGAGCGUGAAGACAAACAUUUAAGACAACUUCUAAAAAUUGAGAGUGAAACAUAUGGGGAUAUCCUACAGUGGGACUUCCAUGACACGUUUUUUAACCUGACACUAAAACAGUUCCUAUUCCACAUGUGGCUGGAUGAAUACUGUCCAGGAGCAAACUUUAUUUUUAAUGGAGAUGAUGAUGUAUUUGUCAACACCUUUAAUGUAGUCGCCUACCUACGUGGUAAUGAAGCAGAUAGGCACCUUUUUGUAGGUCAGCUGAUAGCUAAUGUUGGACCUAUUCGUGAAUCUAGAAGCAAAUAUUAUGUACCAGUACAAGUUACUACUUCUGAUGCCUACCCAAUGUACUGUGGUGGUGGAGGAAUUCUCAUGUCCAGAUAUACUGCUCAUGCCAUCCACAAUAAAUCUCAGGACAUCCAGUUGUUCCCUAUUGAUGAUGUUUAUCUAGGCAUGUGUCUUGCAAAGGCUGGCCUUGUCCCAACCUCACACAUGGGCAUGAGGACAGUGGGGGUGCAUGUACCUUCUGCCAAACUGGAUUCAUUCAAUCCUUGUUAUUAUAGAGAACUUUUAAUGGUCCAUCGUUUUAUACCAUAUCAGAUGUUAGUCAUGUGGAAGGCAAUUCAAGAUCCUCAUCUUGACUGCGGCCAGAAAUUGUCCAUUUAUUUAGGUAUAAAAUAGCAAUGAACCAAUGUUUAUAACAAAACAAAGAGCCAUUUAAUAUACUUCAAUAUAUAUAGUGGAGAAACUGUAUGAUAAAAGUUGUAUUUAUGUCAUGUGUUAAUUUAUUUUCUGUUUUGUUUUUCAUAAAAAAUAUAUAAAUUAAGCAAUGUAACCUUUGAUCAUAAAUUAUACCAUUUAUACGCUCAUUGAACAUGGAUCAAAAGAAUAGAAUCUCUUACAUAUCUACAGUUUUAUAGGGUUGAGCGAACCUGUGGAAGUUCGGCCGAACUUAAGGUCAAAGUUCGGGUUCGGGACCCGAACUUUACCCCAAACCCAGACCCCAUUUAAGUCAAUGGGCCCCAGAACUUCACUUUAUUAU